UUAACAUAAGAGUUGAAUAUGAAAUUGACUAGAGGAAAUAAAUAAAGCCUGGCAACUGAAAAUCAUCGUCCCCGAUAGUUGACCCCUAAAAACAUGUCGGGCUGAUUCGCGGGAACGUUUGUUUACAUCCGCACCUCGAGAAAGAAAGAUAAGGCGAUUUUAGUCGUCAGGACGUUUAGACUUGUUUCUUUGUCUUGUACAAUACAACACACCACCUCCCUUCUCUCUCCCACAUUCUCAAAUCAAUUCUUUCCUUCUCACACAAAUUCCCCUCGUAUAUCUAUAUACAUGCGUUAUCUCAGUGCGCGGUUAACGUCCGGCGAGCUUGUCUCUGCACUUUUCUCUCUUCCUUUUAAAAAUUGGUGAAAAACAACAGCGGACGCGCAGAUUCAUGGAGCUUUCAUCCAGAAAAACCUCCAAGCGUGCGAUAGAGCCGGUAGAUGAGUGGUUGCAGAACGAAGGAUAUUAUAGAAAACUUGCACCAAAAGAUUCUACGUGCUUAUUUCGAGCUGUGAGUGAACAGGUGUAUCAAAAUCAAAGAUGUCACAUAAACGUUAGGAAGGAGUGUGUGGAGUUUAUGAAGAAAAAUAGGCAGAUGUUUGAACAGAAAAUAUCGAUACCGUACGAAAGUUACUUAGACCAGAUGGCCUGUUUUACGGAAUGGGGUGGGAUGAACGAAAUUUUAGCUAUGUCCCUGUUGUUUAAAAGAAACGUUAUUAUUUUUCAUGGACAAUUAUUAUCGAGGGAGACUAUAAUCGAUCAUGGCUUUAAAGAUAGCUUGUAUUUCUGUUUUACACCAUUGAAACAAUAUGAAACAGUGUACACUCAAGAAUAUACUGCGAAUGCUGGCUUUUGUCAAUCUCUUGUUUACCAAACAUUAUACAAAAAUGUUUUCAAAAUGAAUAAUGUAGAUAUAACUGUUCAUAAAAUGUUGCACGAACGAUCUAAUAACUUAAGACAUGACAAGUUUUUCCUCAAAGGAAACUUAGAAAUUCGGAAUGAAUUGACUUUAGAAUUGUUAGAUAAAAUCGAUGAUAACGGAGAUAAUGAAGAAUUGCAGCUUCUAUCUAAAGGAAUUACACCAUUUCCUUAUCGUAUAGCGAAAGCUUUAGAUCCUAAUAUUUAUCGUAAUGUCGAUUAUGAUAUUUGGCAUGAAAUUAGACGGGAAGUUAGGAAUUCGGGUUACACCAAAUUUAAUUCGACCGAGCUGCAAGCUGGUGCUAAAUGCUUAGUACAAAUUGACUUAAAGGAAAAUGAUAAGGCUAAUAAUAAUUUUUUGAGUGCUCGAGAGAACUGGGAUAAUAAUUCCAAAUCCGUUACAAAGCCAAAACGCUUGGAACCUUUAUUUUAUACUGGACAUAUUCAGGAAAUGAGCAAAAAUCAAGGACCUGUAGUAGUUUUUAUAGAAGAAUUAGGAGAAAAGAUGACUGUACCGUACGAAACCUUGAAACCCUUUCCACAAAGAAAGGUUAAGCAAAACAAUUGGGCUAUUAGUUCAAAUAAGAAAAAUAUGAUAAAUCAGAAUACAAAAUGGAAAAAGCCUUGGAAUUCAACAAACCGUAGAGUCAAAGAUCAGAUGUCUAAUGACAAUGCUGAGAAGAAUCAAAUGAGUAAUUCCAAAGCUGUUACAAAAAAUAUUAUGAGUAAAUCGGAAUGGAGUACAGAAACGAAUUUAAAAAAUCAUUCUGUAAAAUUACAAAUUGAGAAUUAUACAUCUUAUAAAGAGUAUACCGUUAAUACAUCCGUUGAAAACGUGAGGGCUGCGCUUGAGAAUUCGCAUAUAAAAUCUACUGAGGCGGUAGAGCAAACAGUCGCUGACAAAAAAAUUCAAAAAUCCGGUGUAAAUAUCAAUACAUGCGACAAUACACCGAAAAAACAAUCAGUUGCAAACUUUAACAAUGAAGCGAAGCAAACAAAUAAGCAAAAUAAUCAGCAUACAGAAAAGAAUGAGAUAUUUUAUCCCACUUAUUCAAAUCAUACUUAUUCUCCAAAUUCUCGUUUUUCUGGAGACUCAGAAAUUAAAUAUGAUUUAGUAAAAUAUUCAGAUAUUGAAAACAAUGGUAUACCAUAUUCAGAUCCUGCUACGGUACGACAUUUUUUUAACUUAGGAGUCAAGUAUUUUUGGUCUCAAAAUAUGUGGGCUAAUGGAAGUAAUGGCCAAUCGUUUGCUGAUAAUUCAUAUUAUAUAUCUCAACUUCCGCCUGAUGUGAACUCUAACACCAAUAUUAUGAUUGGUCCAAUUUCAAACGAUGAGAGCAUUAGUCAAACCAACAGUACUUCAAAUAACAACUUACGACACAACAAUCGGUCGUCUCCUGUCCGACAUAGAGAUACGGAAAUUGUUAACGUUAACGGCACAAGAACAGGUGGACAAAAGUCUAAUUACCGCAAUUCUGAGUUUAACAACUUUUCGACGUCGCGUGAUUCACAUCAGUCGUCAAGCGUUGACAGAAAUCGAAAUGAAUAUAAAAAUACGAAUUCUAGUGAACAACAACAACAACAUCAACAGCAACAAUCGCAGCAGCAUCAAUCUUCAAUUCCCAAUAAUAAAGAGGCGCAACGAAUAAACAAAUCAAAUGGUGUGGCACCGCGUUUUAAAAGAAAUUAUGAGGGAAGAAAUCGCAAUGAUCAUCACAAUGCUCAGCAUCAAUAUCGUCAACAUCAGCAACAUCAACAGCAGCAACAACAUCAACAAGACUAUGAGUUCCGAUGUAGUAAGAAGCCAGCCGAGGCUCCGAUAAUUACGAAUCAGUGCGAAAUUAACGAAGUUACUCAGAUGCAGCAGCAAACUUCAAUACAUCAGCAACAGCAGCAGCAACAACAACAACAACAACAACAACAACAGCAGCAACAACAGCCACCGAUACUCCAACCACAAACAUCGCCUACUUUAAACAAUUCGUAUUCCUAUCCAUUGCCGUACAAUCAACAAAUACCGUACAUACCGCUUGGACCAUACCCAUCCGAAUCUGAAGCAUUUCCAGGCCACUACUACACGGUCCCGCCUGGCUUCAUGCAAGUCCCUUAUUUGGCCCCGACCGAGCUUUCGGAGACCGGGAACCUGGGGGCCGGUGCCUGCGGCGUGCCACCGCAAAUCUACUCGCAAAUGGAGAGCUUUCCGGCCCAGUAUCCGCCUGUCUACCCGCAGUACGUCUACCACCCGCCAACGAUCUAUCCGAACCAGGCCCCGGCCCCCGCCAUCCCCGACAACUGCUAUCCGCCCUAUCAGGGCCAGUCGUACUUCUUUCCUUACCCGCCUCCGCCUCCGCCGCCGCCACCGCCGCCGCCGCCGCCGCCCCCGACCACGAUGCUGCCGAACAUGGGACCUGCAAAUCCGCAGAAUCCGCAGAGCGCACCGUCCCACUAA
Molecule: messenger RNA, 3367 nt
Organism: Ceratosolen solmsi marchali
Lineage: Eukaryota; Metazoa; Arthropoda; Insecta; Hymenoptera; Agaonidae
Product: alpha-protein kinase 1
Exons: 17
Coding region: 392-3367 (991 amino acids)
Biological process (GO): protein deubiquitination
Molecular function (GO): K63-linked deubiquitinase activity; cysteine-type deubiquitinase activity
Source: RefSeq, a predicted model, not a curated record